Messenger RNA from Vespula pensylvanica (western yellowjacket), 1907 nucleotides. RefSeq lists its product as uncharacterized. Lineage: Eukaryota; Metazoa; Arthropoda; Insecta; Hymenoptera; Vespidae. The record is from RefSeq and is a predicted model, not a curated record. The transcript is spliced from 9 exons. Bases 232 to 1473 code for a protein of 413 amino acids.
UUUUUCUCCCUCAGUCUGUUUCUUUUUUAUUUUAUUCUUUCUUUUUCCUCGUUCUUUUUUUUUUGUUUUCGCGGUCUUUUUGACGCGUCGUCUCGCGAGUGAACUCGAUCGUUCUCGAGUGAAUCUUUUUCCUCCUUUUCUCAUCGUUCAACAUCCUGCCGGAGACAUCCUGGAAUCCUCAUCGAUAUAUCUCUUCUACUACGAAGUUUUGGUGGUAACGGAGCAGCAGCCAUGGACUGGCGGGGGAUCGUGCUGACAUAUCUGUUGAUUACUAUAACGAGGCACGGUACUAUACGAGCAGCCCAAAUACCCCAACAAAUACCGACGUCAACCGCGGCGAUAGCGAGCACGGUGCAAAUCGAGUGUGCGAGCGAAUCGAUAAUCGUGCAUAUUUCGACCGAGGGUAGAACCGACUUUCACGGUUUGGUUUAUCCACGAGGUUUGUCGAAAAAUAGUUCCUGUCUGCAGGAAUACAGGAGUCAACCCUCGCCGAUAACUUACAACCUGCCUUUGAGAUCCUGCAACACGAUGCCUACCGAAUUGGACGACGGUGGUGUCGAAUAUUUCAAUACUAUAGUAGUGCAACCGCACCUAAAGUUGGUCACGAAUCAAGGCAGGGGUUUUCAUGUGAGAUGUCGAUACCAGACACGAGACAAAGUUGUAACGAACGAUCAGACCCACGUGGCAAUGUUGCAAUCUCUACCACUCCAGGCAACCGCUCCGAUGCCUGGAUGCACAAUGAAGAUCUUCAGCGGAGAUCCAACGAGGCAUCAGGUGGCAGAGAACGUGAAGAUCGGUGAUCCACUGACUUUGGUCAUCAGUAUCGACAAACAAGAGAUGUUUGGUUUGAAAAUCUCCGAUUGUUUGGUCCGAGAUGGUCUGGGUUGGGGAGAACAGAGGCUGAUCAAUAACGAAGGAUGUCCCGUAGAUGGCGAGAUCAUGGGACAAUUCAUCUAUAACGAAGAUAAAACAGAAGCGAAAGUCAACUUCCAAGCACAUAAGUUCCCAUAUACGGCGAGCGUUUAUUAUCAAUGUAACGUGAGGCUCUGCGUUAAACAUGGCGGAGGAUGCAGUAAUACGCCACCGUUAUGUAACGCGAUAACGAGAAGACGCAGAGACACGAACAACGGUGGUGACAAUGCGAAAAAUGUCGAAAGUCUCGAUGGCGGUACACCUGCUACCAUCGAAGUUUAUAGCGGGCUUUACGUAAACGAGGCUUCCGACGUUAGCUCGAAAUCCGAUUUUACCGACGACGUCUUCAGAGAGAGGACGAUCGACGAUCCCAACAGUAUCUGCAUAUCGCAGAGAAGCUUCGCCAUCGGCAUCGCAAUCGCAGGCUUGAUACUCAUGCUGGUAGUGAUCGCCGCCAUUUUGGUACUACUAGCUAAGAGACGACACAAGAGCGUGUCGACGACGGGCUCUUCAAUUUACAGUGGACCCUAUACGAACACUGCAUAUAGUCAUAGCAGUUAAAAAAACAUUCUCGAGACGUUAGUACGAAAAAGAUAAGAGAGAAAAAAAAAGCAAAAAACAAAAAUAAUAAGAAGAAAAUAUUAGUAAUAAAAAUAAUAAUAGUAAUAAUCGUAAUAAUAAUUAUAAUAAUAAUUAUAAUAUUAAUAAUAGUAGUAGUAAUAGUAAUAAUAGUAAUAAUAAUAAUGAGUCACGGUGUCUCGAUAGGAUCUAUCGUUGUUUACGAAGAAACAUUUUUUAAUAAUACCGAAAUAUCUUUGAAAUAAUAUUGGAAAGAAAGAGAGAGGGGAAAGGAAAGUUAUAAAAAAAGAAGAAGAAUAUAAAAAGAGAGAACAUUUUAAUUAAUCGAGAGAAAUAACUGCCGUUAAUUACUGCCCACUAUUUUUAUUAACUAUUUAAUCUAAGAAAAAAAAAAAAAAGAAAAAGAUGUUUCCAUU